Molecule: messenger RNA, 12604 nt
Organism: Porites evermanni
Lineage: Eukaryota; Metazoa; Cnidaria; Anthozoa; Scleractinia; Poritidae
Source: the annotation of a GenBank genome assembly
AUGGAUGAUGAUGCAGUCAUUGAUGAUGGUCUUGCUGAUAGGAUCUUUGAGAGUAUGUUGACACGUCUCCAUGACAAGUUUCCUGCAGUGAGGGUUCAAGCUGUUGCUGCAAUCUCACGACUCCAGGAUCCAACAGAUGCUGAAUGCGCUGUGAUUUCCUCUUAUUUAAAGCUCAUGUCAAGUGAUUCUAGCGCUGAGGUUCGCAGAGCCGUGCUUCUGAACAUUGCUCUCUCCACUCAAACACUAGAGGGGGUUAUAGGUACUGCUCAACAAAACUGUUUAUAGUUAAGUAUUUAAACAAAGGGAUGAAGAAGAAAAUGAAUAAAUGAUUAAACAAAUGAAUAAAUAAACAAUUAAAGCAAAUUUUGAGGGGUAGCACGUCCACAUAGUGGUUCUUCAUUUACCUGAUUCCUUUAAUUUAAUUGGAAUUUGGAAAGGGAAGUGAAUUUUUGUCUGUUGUUACCAGUCUGUUAUGGCUGGAGACAAUAGAAGUGAAGGUCUUCCAGAAAACCUCACUUUGCAAGCUUGUUUUACAGUUUUCAGGUUGUUUAUGGGUAGUUUUUUUUUCGGUUUUGUUAUUCAGGAAGGACUCAAGAUGUUACAGAAUCAGUGCGCAAGUUGGCUUAUCGCAUUCUAGCAGAAAAAGUGAACAUCAGAUCAAUGUCCAUUGCUCAGAGAAUGCAGCUCCUGUCAAAUGGAUUAAAUGACAGAUCAGAUUCUAUUAAAGAGCUGUGUACUCAGGAACUUCUUGGUGGUUGGCUGAAAAGUUUUGACCGGGAUGUCAUCCAGCUGCUCAAGUGUUUAGAUGUGGAGGGCUGCACUGAAGUAGCUGAGCUGGCUGUAAAAGCAGUGCUCAAAGGUACUGAUCAGUGUGUACAUAUUCAGUGCACAUGGGCCAGUAGUAGUAGUCCAAGUUGAUUAAUGUUAGGUUAAGUUGUAUUUGUCAUAUCAGGUCUUUUUAGUCAUAACAGGUUACAUGCAUUUUCAAGCUAGAUUUAAAAAGCCUCUACAGGCCCAGAAAUAACUUUUUAAUUGACCAGCUUCCCUUUGUGGGCAUAGUAAGUCAUAGCAAUAGCUUAGAUCUUUGAAGCCUGAUUAGUACUAAAGCAGGUUUAAUUGAGUUAGCAUGUGGUAAACCCAGGAUUAGCACAAAUCAAGAAUGAACAUUAGGUAGCCAUGGCUACUUCUACAACACGGUCUGUAGACACUGGUGAAACCUUUCUUGGUAUCAUGUACAACUCUAUCAACAUUCUCGAACACAUUCAAUCUGUAUUAUAUCAUUCAAUGGAGUAGAAAAGUGUGUGUGGAUAUUUUUUGCUUGAACACCAACUGUCGUUUUUGCAUCCUGUGAUUAUCAUUGUAGGAUUGCCAAAAGAAGAUCUUCAAAUUUACAUCAACUUGUUAAAGAAGGGCCAGGAAGAGGAAGGUCCAGUAAGGAUCAAAUAUGAAACUCUUGAUGCUGAGACAGCAUUUUACUGGAGGUGCCUUGGAGAACAUGUUAAGACUAUGGGAGUUGAUGGUGAAGAGCUCUUGGAUGAACUUCUUCCAGAAGUGUCUGGGUUUUGCAAGUACAUUCAGGGGUAUGUUUUUUGUAUGACUGUGAAAGCUGUGAACUACAUGUAAUGGUAAGUAAAUUCUCUCUAAACACUCAGACACCUCCUUAGCACAGGACACAUAACAUGGACACUCAAUCUCUAUAGAAGACUCCUCUUAAAGACAUGGUUUCCAUUUACACAACAAGGGAAACUUUUGUAAAUGUGGCACAAUUGCUUUUGUGAUAUGGAAAUGCUUAUUAAUUUCAGGUAUGUGGAGAGCUGUUUAUGCAGUCACUCUUCAGAGGAGAAUUCAGAAAUUCAACACGUUUUUGUAAUCCAGCAACUUCUGACUUUGCUCGGCGUGGUUGACCUAUCUGAUGAAGUUGGAAGGUAUUUGCAGUGUAGCAUUUUAUGAAUGGAAAUACUACACCUACUCUUUUCCUCAAGUGUCAGUAAUUGUACAGUAACAUGGAGACAUAACUGAAAGUGAAAUUUGUAUGGGAAGCUGCACAUUAUUAAGCAGACAUGAGUUUUAGUUGUAGUAUAUUAAAAAAAUAGCCAAUUAUUUUAAAGGAAACAGAAAAUUAAUUCAAACCAAAGGUGUUUGAAGCAAACAGGCUCUAAAAAAGCAGUGAAGCAUGCAUAUGAAUCAUAUAAAUAUAUUCAAACUGUGCACAAGGCUUCACAGGUUUAAAAUAAUAGGCAAUUAGAGCAAGAACAAGCAAAUCUUUGUCAUUCAUCAAAAAUAAUAAUACUUCCUGUGAUUAAGUAUUGUAACAGUUAGAAGAAUGAAAGGGUUGCAAGAUCAAAUUAAGGCUGCAGUGCAAUUAACCAGGCUAAGAAUCCAUUUCUUUUUUCCAGGAAAAACCUCUGUCAAAUGCUGCACGACUUACUGGUAUUGCCAGAGGUUCCAGAGUCGCUAAUAGGAGUUCUUCAUGCCAGGUACAUGGAUAUUCAACCAGAAGAAAACAACAGAAUUCAGGAGCUGGUGGAGAUUAUUGCUGAUGUUAGACAACCCAUGGUCAUGAUAGAGUCUGCUCAAAACAAGGAGGAAAAACGACAAUGGGAACUUAAGGUUGUCCCUUGAUCAUGCACCUAGAGUCUCCGAUAUAAAUUCAUUUAACUGGCAGAACUAGUGCAUGUACCACGAUUUACUGAUUUAGACAGUUAUACUGCUAUUUGUGUUUUCUGUAACAUACAUGUAUGUCACCAACACCCAAAGCUCAAAUCCCAUGAACAACACUAUACACUUAAUGUCUGAUCUUGAGGGGAAACAGUUAGUUUUGUUUUCCCGAGAGUCUUGAUGUUUCCCGAGAUGAUGUAGAGGGAAGCAUCAGGACUCGAGGUUGGUCGUCAGGCUUGCAUUUUAUCAGAUGCCUCCUAAAACUCAGCUCAGUGACAACACAAAACAUUUGUUGACUCCAUUUGUAUUUCAGGUUGCUGGAAUUCGUGUCAAGCUGAACCAGUUCCGUGAUGAAAUGGAGCAAUGUGUGGUAAACCAGGAAUUUUCAAAAGCAGCAGAGCUAAAGCAGCAGAUCAUAGAACUAGAAGAGCAGAAAGAGUUACUUGAUUCACAGGAGAAUUCUUUCUCUCAGACAGUCAGGUCUGAAGAAAAGGUAAUAUAUGUUUCUAUGUGUGCUAUUCCCAUGAAGCAAGGAAAAAAAUGGAAAAUUGCAGAGAUGAGAAAACAUUAAUUUGAGUUUUCUGCAAAUGCUUGAAAAUAAAAAUGAGGGCAACAAAGAAUGGGGUAUGUGAGGGAGCCCAUAUUACGCAAGCUGCACAUGCAUGAAGUGAACACCUCUAGAUUGACAACAUAAAUGGAGCAAGCAUUUGCGGACAGCAUUGUUUGUUCCUCAGUUUGUUUAGGUGGUGGCCAGAAAAAAGGCUUAAUUAAAUGUACAUGUAACUUUUUAACUGUAAGGGUUUUGUGUGCAAAGAAUUCAGGAUUGAAUUGGUACUGAAUAUUACAUUUUCAGUCGUUUUAUUUUUCUUUGUCUCAGGAUGAUCCAGACACACUAUUGAAGUGUCUAACUGUUGCCUCCGAGAUGCUGCAGGGCGUGACCACAAGUGGUCUCAACCCUACUCUCAUGACAUUAGUUCAAACAUUGGUGAGCAUUUCUGAGUUACAAAAAACUCUUUGUAAUUCUCCAUUUGAACAAACGUCUACCUAACAGGGCUGUAUAUCUUUCAUUUCAUUAAUAGAACAUUUUAAAACACUAUGGAUGUAACUAGCCUCUUUUGCAGGUGCCGAUUAGUUUUUUUGGAUAGUUUUUAUAGAGCGUGUAGAGUGUGUCCUCGAAAUUUUUCCCUUUACCCUAACAAAAGGCAAGCUGGGAUGUAACUGUCUGUAACUCGACAUUUACAGCAAGAGCUGCUUAACAGGAGCUUGCUAGCUUGUGGGUGCCUAGAAAUUGUUUGUUGUUUCUAGAGUUUUGCUGAAACACAUACAAGUUGAAAAGUUUGCCAGCUAAUUCUCAGGUGGGGAGGAGGCAGCUGUUCACAGGCUAAGCCUCUAACAAAAUAAUUCUUUGUACUUGCAGCUGGAGACUGAUGGUACAACAGCUAAAAAAUAAUAAUCUUAAAUCUCUAUCUUUAUUAAUAUUCGAGGCUUUUGUAAUACAUUUGGCUUUGUUCAGGUCUGUAAACAGAGUUGAUUACCCCAAUCCCCAGCCAAUUUUAUUCAAAAUGAUAUUGUAAGAGUAUUUUCUUGAAGAAGUCAACAUAUAUCAACGGAAGGUUUUUGUACCAACUGACUCAAAAGCUACAACAACUGGCAAUAAAGUUUAGUUAUGUUGAGUUCUGAACACAAUCGAACUUUUUCGCAGAACAUGUAUUAACGUGAAGUUUGUAAAUGACUUUUAAUUCCAGAUCCUGCCUGGUGUACAGAAUGAGGAUCCUUUAGUGCGGAACAUGGCUGUCAGGUGUUUGGGCCUGUCUGCCUUACUUUCCUGUGAAUUUGCUCGUACCCAUCUUGUUCUAUUUCUUCAGGUAAUAUCGCAGUGGUAAUGCUUAUUAACAAGGGCUAGAUUUUACUAGAAAGAGAGUGGAGUCAGUCAUAUUUAAUAGUCGUGAAAGCGCUUGUGACGAUGAAAAAAUUAACAAUAGGUGACAUAUGAAACAGAGUCGCAAAAUUCAAAACGUUGCCAUUUCCUUCCAUCUCCGUUUUCUAUCUAGUGCGAACCAGAUGCUUGUUGGAUGCUCCGUUGGUUUGAUUUUCCUUCUGUAUCGUCUACUCAGCGCUUCUGAUUACAAUUUUGACUCCGUGUGUUAUGAAAGCCGGCUUCAGUAAACUGACUCUCAUGCACUAAACGUGGCGUCCACAGAAUCUGCAAGAAGUAUUAAUUUUUUAAUUCGGUCUUUAUACCUGAAUCUGUGAAUUUAACACAAAGAUCACCAAGCCUAUUUUUCAUUUGCCUCAUGGUUUAACACUCCCCCCUCUUGGUGCAUUCACAAAAGUACGUGGGCAUUAAUUACUUAAUUUCCUAUCCUCAUUUCAUCUAUGUUUUUGCACAUGUUGCAGUUUACAUUCGCAUGUUUCACGGGGCCUGUUCACAGUAUUAGUGGCGUCAUUGCUCAGUUGAUUAGAGCAUCGCAGUGGUGGCGCAAAUUAUUAAAUGGGUUUAAACUCUGGCUUCUUUCCGCAGUUGCUGAUGCGUUCGUACCCGCGGCGUUCACCUUUUCAUUAAAAAAAAUGAGACACUCACAGUAAAUAAAGAAAAGCCAGCCGAUCUGGUGAUAAAUUUGUCUACUGGCUUUUUAGUUCAACUGUUUACUAGGGAAAUAGAAUCAAGCAAAUUGUCGCAUUUGUUUUUUGCACUCGCAGGUUGCCCAACUUGACCAGGAACUUGUCCGAGUAACAGCUCUCCAAGUUGUCUUUGAUCUUCUUCUCAAGUUUGGACUCGAGGCUUUUAAAGUCAAUGCUGCUGUCCCUGACCUGGACAACAGUGAACCAAGCACAGUUUCAGAACAGGACAAAUCCGGGACAGAGGACGAUGAGGAAGAAGCAGAAACUGAAGAAGGAGAAGCUGAAAAUAAAAAGGAUGAUGAACACGAUGAGAUCCCAGCUCCUGACACAGAUACAGCAGCUAGUGUGUUGACCAUACUUACAGGAAUUCUAGAGAGUGAGGUACUGUUGACCAGGUUAGCGGUACAUCAGUGCCGGUAGAUACGUGCAGCACAAGUCAGAACAGCUUGCAUUUUAGAACAUUGUUUUCAGCCUCCUUCCCAGUCGUCCUCGGUGAUUUCGAAUGUGACUUCACCUUACUUCACCUGUCAAUAUCGCACUCGGUUCCAACCCCCCUUCCACUCACUCGAAUAGCGCGAACAGGCCUGUGGCCUUGCCUGUGGACGAGGUUGCGUACGUUUUAUUUUGAGUAUGCAAGUCUAGCUACAAAAGCAGCUCUCCCAUAUUUUUUCUAUUGAGCAUCUUCAAGUGAAUUUCCUCUAUCAUGUAUGUGUAAGUGUGUUGAAGUGGAGCGGGGUUCAACUUUUAUAAGCGCGACCUUUCAUACACUGCAGAAAGUGGAAUUCCACCCUUAUAGCAUUUAUUUCUUGGAUUUUAUUCGUAUCCUUCACAGAGUAAUGAUCUACGCAAUGUUGCUGCCGAGGGUCUGGCCAAGCUGCUGUUAUCAGGCCGUGUUCUUAGUGCCAAACUAUUCUUACGUCUGUUGCUGUUGUGGUAUAAUCCCACCACUGAAGAUGAUGUCAACUUGAGGCACUGUCUGGGUGUGUUCUUCCCUGUAUUCGCCUUUGCCUCACGGUAUGUACCUGUUCUCAAGUGCAGCAAGGCAAUUGCAGAGGGUCUACAAGGAGAGGCACUAACGAAGAUGCUGAACAAUGCAUUUUUAAUAAUGUGAAGGAGUCGUUUUUUGUAGUUAUGUAGUCUAUUGCUUUUGCUUGAAACUUAAGAGUGCAAAUAACGUUUUUGCUUAUGGGAAUAUCAAAGGAAACUCUUAGCUAAAAAUGGCGACUAAAGAGUAUUAGCUAGCGACCAAAAUGUUUGGAUUGUGUCGCCCGCAUCACCAAGGCUCCUUAACAGAAAAUUUAAUUCGGACCCUGCUGAUGUAAGUGAAAAGCUGCAAAAAAAAAAAAAAAAAACAGCUGCAGUAUUAGGUUACGAAAGGUUCGCUUUCUGAUUGUGUUUGUGAAUUUAGUGCUGUAAAACUAAAGGAGGAAAGAUUUUGCUCGACCACUUAGAGUCAAUAAGUAUAAGAGGUUUCGAUCUGUCUGAACUACUCUCAUUUGGACAACCACACUAGACAGAAUACUACCACUGCAAUACAUACCUACUCCAUUGACUAUUUGACCAACUCGCAUCUGUCCACUGUAUUUUUUAGCACGAACCAAGAGCUUGUGGAGGAAGCCUUCCUUCCAACUCUGCAGACAUUGUUUAGUGCUCCUGUGUCAUCUCCACUAGCGUCAGUAAACGUAAAUAACGUGGCUGAGCUGUUGGUGCAACUGACAAACUCUAAAUAUUUGGCAAAGCAAGGAAACUCCAUUGACAACACUGAGGUACAUAUGCGAUUAGUAGAACACAGUUGAAUCAGUAUUUGACGAUAGACAGGUGUUGNUCGCUUUCUGAUUGUGUUCGUGAAGUUAGCGCUUUAAAACUGAAGGAGGAAAAAUUUUGCUCGACUACUCACCCUGGCAGAUAUUGAGAGUCAAUAAGUACAAGAGGUUUCACUCUGUCUGAACUACUCUAAUUUGGAAAACCGUACUAGACAGAAUACUACCACUGCAAUACAUACCUACUCCAUUGACUAUUUGACCAACUGGCAUCUGUCCACUGUAUUUUUUAGCACGAACCAAGAGCUUGUGGAGGAAGCCUUCCUUCCAACUCUGCAGACAUUGUUUAGUGCUCCUGUGUCAUCUCCACUAGCGUCAGUAAACGUAAAUAACGUGGCUGAGCUGUUGGUGCAACUGACAAACUCUAAAUAUUUGGCAAAGCAAGGAAACUCCAUUGACAACACUGAGGUACAUAUGCGAUUAGUAGAACACAGUUGAAUCAGUAUUUGACGAUAGACAGGUGUUGGACAGUCUUUAUUAAUGGUUCAAUUUUAUCCUUGUAUAAAGUGUUAUCUUCCUCUGUGUAUAAUGUGUGAUAAAGAGUUUGAAACAAAGGGAAAUAAAUUUUAAAUCAAGGAUUAAAUUAAACCACCAAAUGUAUACACCAUCACAGCUUUCUUCAUCUAGCCGAUUCGAACCUUCUUCCGUUCAGCAGGCUUUAGCAAUAGUCGUUCCCGCGGAAAUAUUCUUUAUGUUUCCUAUAAAAUAAUAUGAAUCACAAGUAUGGACUAUGCAGUAGAAGGGAUCCCGAGCCCUACCUUUAGACACGACGCAGUAGCGCACCUUUUUAACAGAAAAAAGUCCCUAGUACUAUAUACAGAUCUUUUUUGUGCCCCUGUGACUUUACACUCUGUAGUCUAGCACCUUACUAAUUGACCUGUUAAACAAUAUUACUGAAAAAGGCGCCAUUUUGUCAUCUUAUACUAAUUGAGAAUGUCUUCUUACAGGUGUCUAGCAUUCAUGUAUCGCUGAGUCUAGCAGUGGCCAAUGAGAUCUUAUCUGCUCCCGAUGCACCUGGUGCACGGGUGCUCUGCAAGAUCCUCACGAUGAUGGACCUUACUGGCUGCGCACAGUCAACCAUCAAAGAAAUGAAAAUUCUAACUGCAAGAAUGAUUGAGGUACCUGUGAUGCUAUGCAUACGUUUUCUUUUUGAAUCAUCGCCAGCGUCAUUGCACAGGCCCAUACCCUACACAAAAUGUACAGGGUUCGCCAGAUUUACCGUAACCUUUUUUUUGUUUUGGUCCAUUUAAAAAUGCUGUUUGUGGGAGUUUCGUCACAACUACGAGCGCAACGCAAAAAAAGACAAUGCCUUUACAUUUUGUAAAUAUAAAAUCACAAUUUUCAGAAGAAGUUUUAAACUAGCUAUUACUUGUACAAUACUUCUUUUAAAUUGUUGAAAAUCAGAUGAUCUCCCUGAAUCUGAAUGGCUAUUUUUCAAUGUCUCUGACAAGUACAAUAACCUAAUCCAUUUUCUCAUGAUGAUAUUUAUCAUAUCAAAUACGUGUUUCUAGGCUAUUGAGGAUACUGUGUCUUUGAAAGCACUAAAUAAAUUUCAGAAGUUGCUGCUGGUUCUGACAGAUUCCGAAAACGGUAAGAUAAGAAGUGACAUUUAUACUUUUCUCAGUUACGGGGAGGUAAAAGUUAGUUCAUGUUGCAAUUAUCUUUGUACCAGUGAGAUAACAAUACAUAUUUAUACUGUUUGUCCGCCCGUUUCUGUAAUGCGAGAACCUCCAAUCUUUUGCUGUUUUCUCUGAAAUAUAACUGUUUAGAUCGCUUGUCUUUUGAAGAUUCAUCAUGCCGCUGGGUUAGUUCAGCAAUUUGGCUAUCGAGUGUUGUUGCUUUGCCGGAUAUGUUAAUCAUAAACAAUGUAUUUCAUUUAAACGGUUUGAUACAGAAGGUGGAGAUGCCUCGCAGACAGAACCUGAGGAGGUUACGGCCCAAGGACAUGCCCAGGAAACAGAAGGUUCGUAUGAGACUAAUGGAGGUGAAACAGUCGUACCUAAUAUGGAAUCCUCCGAGAUAUUCCAAGGGACUGACUAUCCAUCUGAAGAUGGGGCGCCCACAGAAAGGCUGCAAUGUCACACAGAAGAGACAGAUGCACCACUUAGUGGUGAGUGAGCUUAUAUUGAUUUGAAGUAUUAAAGUAGUGUAGUGUGCCUCCAUUUGACCCGAUUUGAAGAGACGCCAAUUUAGCCUUGUGUUCAAUUCCUGUGAGAAUCGCCUUCCACGGGUCAACGCAACCAUCUCGAAGAUGGCAACUGUUAUAUCUUGAGAACAUUAAUCGGGCACAACAAGUCAAUGUUAUACGACGAGCUGCUCACUACGGCUAGCAUGAAAUCCUUAUAUUGUAGGCGCUUACAACAGGCGUUAAUACUUCAUUUGAAAUGCUUAAAUGGUACGGGACCUACUUAUAUUGGAAGCCUUUUUAAAUACAGCCAUACACCGUAUAGGCUAAGAGGCGAGGGCUUGAAUUUGGAAUUGCCUAACUUUAAUCUUAAAUUUAAGAAGAAUUCUUUCACUUAUUCAUUAACUAAGUUAUGGAACAGUUUGCCUUCUCAAGUGCGUCUUUCAAGUGAUGCUAAUGACUUCAGAAGUAAAUUGCACGACUGUAGCUUUUUAGAACGUCUUAUAGAGUAGGAUUGUAGCUUUUAACUGUUUUAAGAACGAGUAUUAUAGUUUUCCUAGUCACGUUUUUAGUAUGUGGCUUUUUAGUCGGUUUUAGCUUUUAAUAUUUUAUGUUUUUAUUACCAAGUUUUUUCUAUGUAUAUAUUUAUUGAGUUGUUUUUAAAAUUGAAUAAUUUUAUAUAGCUGUAAUUAUUAUAGAUUUUAUUUAUACACGUUCGUAUUUUGAACGAGUUUUUUAGCUCUUUGACGUAACGUGUUAAAAUCGAUGAUUGAUUGAUUGAUUGAUUGAUUGAUUGAUUGAUUGAUUGAUUGAUUGAUUGAUUGUGUAAAAAUUGUUUCUAAAUAAUAGGGCGUUUGACCUGCCAUGCUUAAGGUAUCGGAUUUGUGUGGCAAGGUAUGCUCACGCUUCGUGUCAACCAAACAGCAGUUAAGGCAAGGCCUACUGAGUCUUGUCGGAAUACGUUUUUCCUUGCUGAUUGCCACCUUGAUGACUUAUAUUGAGUUCUGGCUUUUACUUGCGUUUCUUGUAGUCGGCAGCUCAUGUCCUGUACUUCUGUCCGGCCGUAAUUUGUGCCAUGUGCAAUCUUUCUUGCUGAUUUUAGGAUAAAAAUAAUUUCAUUUUCUUAAUGCAUCAGUACAUGUAUUUUCAAAAAAGUUUUUUUUUUUCUGUUGUUAGUUUCAGAGAAUACAUGUGAGGUUCCACACAAUGACAAAAUUCAAACUGAAAGUAGACCACCAAAAUCUAAAACUAGAGCAAAGAGCAAGAAAAAAACAACAAAAUCAACCGCUGAGGUGAACCAACUAAGGUAAGAUGUGUUGAAUAGGUAUAGAUAAAUUGCUGCAUCUUGAUUGCAACAUGUUAUUUUGUUUGUGAGAGGUUCUAAAUGUUCUUCGCGGUCAAGUUAUAGCAAGCCCUGGCGCUUCUCUUUCUCGUGCCUCACACUUGGUGUUUGCGCCAGCACACAUUUUAAUUUACGAGGACAAGCCUAAUCUGAAGUUACCUGGGAGCUAUUUCAGCCUUUUUUCAUUGCGUUUUGAUUUUUGUUUUUUUUAGUCCCUCCCGUGUGAUGAGCGAAGACACGCCAGUAAGACGAACAAGAUCUACCAGGUACAUUAAUAGAGUGCUUUAGAUGAUCAUUUUCAGGCUUGGCAAUAAUUUUCUUAUUAGGAAGGACAUAUAUCUGACCAUGUCACCGUUUUUGCUGGACACACCAGAAGAGCUGUUGAAAAUACAGUCGACUCUCUCUUAGCGAACACUUUUAUAAAGACGGCCACCUAGAAUCGGUCCUUGGCUUUCUUUACUCCCUUCAUUUGACUUCUCUGUGAGACGGAAGUCACUCUUCGACAGCGGUUCCAAAGGUGUUUGUGUUAAAGUUAACUUUACACUAGAUUGACUUUUAAAGUUUCUUUGUUUACUAUGCGAGUCUUCAGCUACAAAAUGCUGGCAUGUCCGGUUUCAUGUGGGAUUUCGUCGGACAUGAGCAGAUUCGAUUCCGAUGACCGACUGUAAUUUGCAGCUGUACAUUAAUUUUAGGCGCAUGUGAUGAGAGUGACGCACUCUAGUAUACACGCACUUGCCAUCUUUCUUCGGGCUUAUCGCUGUGCUUUCCCGCGCCCAACAUUUCUCUUUUUUGAACGUUUCCCAUACGCUCGCUCGCUGAACGUUAGAGCCCAUGGACGCUUUCCAUUCAACCCAGCAUUCCGGAAAUUUCGGUUGGUACAUCAAAUGGAACGGACCAUUUUGGUUUGGUCCGACCGGAAUAUUCGGGACCAGCUUUGAAGGUGGUCCACCUUGACCGGACCGGUUAUCUCGGUCGGUCGGACCGAAAUGGCCCUUUCCAUUUGACAAAAUUGUUGUCCCCAGUAACGUUCUUUUGUAUCCUACUUUAACUAACAAGAACAAUAACCAGACAUAUUUACAGUCGUCGCUUCUCUCCCUCCGGAAUGUACCGUUCCAACAGGCUGGUGGAAUUUCCGAAAUUGUGUUGAAUGGAAAGUGCCCCAUGUCUUUGAACGGGAAUUUCGCGAGGAAGUUCCUUUUUUUCUCUCAACACAGCGUUGCAAUUUUAAGGAUAUUUUACACGGGACGAUUUACUGCGAAAUGUUUUAGCGCAACACAAUUGUGCACGCGUGAUCCGUUGGAAACGGACGUGUUACACGGAACGUUUUUUGGCGCAACAAAGGAAGCGAAAAGGGUACACAAAAGGCGUCGCGCAGAAAAUUGACAACACGUAUGUUACAUGAAACACGGAAUUCGUGACUUGUCGCAAGUUUUAGAGCCUCUUCAAAAAAUUGCAACGCGAAAAUUGGGCAGAAAAUUGUAAGCGCAUUCGGCAUUAACUCUUAACGCAACAUCGUUGCGAUAAAAAUCAUCGUUGCGAAUCGUCUUGUGCAACAUCACUUAAGACAGAACAAAUCACUGACUGAUCGUUUUAUUCACAGGAAAAGCAAGAAGGAUGCUGGCAAAAAGUUAGCUACCUCCGCGAUAAAUUCAGAUGAGGACAACAGUGAAAAGGAAAAUGUUUGCAACGAUUCCGAUGAUGUUUUUGCCUGAAUCAGCUGUUAGUGGCAUCUAGAUUUACAAACUAUCCAUUAGUAUGUUUCAACUUGAAAACUUUAACUCAUGUAGAUUGAUCUUGUGAUUCAACUGACAGUUGUACGGUUAACAUGUGGUCAGUAACUUACACACAAAUUCGUUUUUUACAUAGAUUUCUUCUGAGAUUUCGGUUUGUCGAAUAUUUCGCCACACUGAAGUCCUCCGCUAAAGGAUGUAAAUAAACAAAGUGAAAUGCGAAAGUCCUGCUCAGAUUCUUGUCUUAAUCCGAAAGUGAGGGUUGUCCAACCGAAAAACAGCCGGCCCCACCAUGUUUUAAUGCAAC